Molecule: messenger RNA, 2529 nt
Organism: Suillus subaureus
Lineage: Eukaryota; Fungi; Basidiomycota; Agaricomycetes; Boletales; Suillaceae
Product: fungal-specific transcription factor domain-containing protein
Exons: 14
Coding region: 1-2529 (842 amino acids)
Biological process (GO): regulation of DNA-templated transcription; DNA-templated transcription
Molecular function (GO): DNA binding; zinc ion binding; DNA-binding transcription factor activity, RNA polymerase II-specific
Source: RefSeq, a predicted model, not a curated record
AUGUCAUCCGCAGAAGACGAGUACAACGAGCACGAUAAUGCCUCAACCUUACCUGGUUCCAAAAAACGACGAGUGCAAAGGGCGUGUGACAUAUGUAGACGCAAGAAGAGCGAUGGAAGUCAGAUGCCAGGGAACCGAUGUUCCAAUUGCAUUGCGUAUAAUUUUGAAUGUACGUACGUAGAGGCCGCAAAGAAACGAGGUCCCCCAAAGGGGUAUGUCGAGAGCCUGGAGAAUCGUUUGGAGAAGAUGGAGAAGCUUCUGAAAAAGGUCUGCCCUGACGCCGACUUCUCUCAGGAGCUCGGAGGCGGACCCUUGGACAGGGAGACCUGGCAAAAAGGCAAUAUGAAUGGCUCAACCAGCCAUGUCAUGAGCCCUUAUGCUACCACUCCUCUCGAAGAUCUCGUAACCAGUGAUGAUGACGAUAUAGUAUCCGUCCGCCUCGCUGAUCACAUGCAGAACAUGUCUAUCAAUCCAAAUUUAUCCCGUUUCUUUGGAAAAUCCAGCGGUGUGACGCUAAUCCAGAAAGCUAUCGACCUCAAAAAGGAGUACACUGGCGAUGAAGAUAUCCUACCUGACUUUAGGCAACACAAAGGUCGCCCUGAGUUUCGUGGAACCUUCCCUUGGGAGCUGGGCGCAAAGGAUGUUGUUGAGGCGAUCUAUAACUUUCCUCAGGAAGAUCUUGCUACCUCCCUUGUCGAUCUCUAUUUCACGCACUGUAAUGUUCUGAGUCCCCUGCUACACCGGCCAACCUUUGAGCGCAAGGUGGCACAGGGGCACCACCACCGAGACAUGACAUUUGGGGCGGUGUAUUUAUUGGUCCUUGCCGUGGGCUCGCGCUUCUCUGACGAUCGCCGCGUCUGUUUGGAAGGCCAGAGCGAACAUUCGUCGGGAUGGAAGUUUUUUGAACAGGUGCAGAUGGUCAGGAAGACCUUGCUUGGGCCACCACGUCUGGAGGACCUCCAAGUACAUUGUCUAUCUGUGAUCUACUUGAUGGGGACUUCGGCUCCGCAGGCAUGUUGGACCAUCGUUGGAAUUGGUAUACGUCUUGCGCAGGAUGUUGGUGCCCAUCGCCGCAAGGCUUACGGCCAUAAACCCACUGUCGAAGAGGAGCUUUGGAAACGUGCAUUCUGGGUUCUCAUCUGCCUAGACCGAUUGGUGAGCUCAUCGUUGGGACGACCGUGUGCGAUACAGGAUGAAGACUUCGAUCUUGACAUGCCUCUUGAAUGUGAUGACGACUACUGGGAACACCCGGACCCGGACCAAGUGUUCAAGCAACCUCCUGGCAAACCUUCUCUGAUAUCGUACUUUGUCAAUAUACUGAAGCUUGACCACAUACUCGCAUUUGCUCUUCGUACUAUCUAUUCGAUCAACAAGCUGAAAAUACUGCUUGGCUUCGUUGGGCAGCAGUGGGAGCAGCAAAUAGUUGCAGAACUUGAUUCUGCGCUUAAUAGAUGGGUCGACGCUGUUCCUGAUCACCUCAGAUGGGACCCUAAUAUGGAAAUUAAUGACUUUUUCCUGCAGUCGUAUUCCCUCUAUUCCAGUUACUAUCAUGUCCAGAUUCUCAUCCACCGCCCAUUCAUUCCGUCACCCCGAAAACCAUCUCCUCUGUCUUUCCCUUCCUUGGCAAUCUGUACAAAUGCUGCUCGAUCUUGCAGCCACGUCAUGGAUAUAUUUCGAUGUCGAUCUGGUAAGCUGGUGCCUUAUUCGCAGGUAUGUCAAGGAAUUUCGAUCCCUUGUGUUCAGUACAUCAUGCCUGCGUUCACGGCAGGUAUUGUCUUGCUCCUGAAUAUCUGGGGUGGAAAACGUUCUGGACUAUACACUGAUCCUACGAAGGAGAUGACAGACGUGCACAAGUGCAUGGCCAUCCUGAAGUCGUGCGAAAAACGCUGGCACUCCGCUGGUCGUUUGUGGGAUAUCCUGUAUGAACUGGCAUCUGUCGGUGACCUUCCGCUGCCCCAGCCCAGUCCUCCUAGCAGAACGAAACGUGAACGUGAUUCAGAUAGUCCAAUAUCUGCCCCACCUACGACUUCACUAUCAGAGGUACCCCGCACCAUCGCGGGAUCGCGCCGCAUCAUACGCGAAGCAGCUGCACACACCCGCUCGAAGCCUGUGAGCUCAUUUGAUCUUCCACUCUACAGCAAUGAUCUUGGGCGCCUACCGCUCUAUGGACAAGUGAACUUUAGCUCGUCUGACAGUAAUAUGUGGUACUCUCACGGGGGUGGGAAUCCGGUGCAACCACACGCUACGCAGACUUCUAUACAAAAUAUGUCCCCGCCUCAAGAUUAUUCGCAGGCCACUGUUUCUGCCGCGUACAGCAUGGAUGAUAUGUUCUACGAGCAGAUGAGCCAGUAUCCGGCGCAAUAUCAAUCAGGGACCCCCGCUCCCUCGUCUUAUGACGGCGACCCUCAGGGGAUGCAGAGUAUGAUGGAUGGAACACAUCAGCAUAAUGUGCUUCCGCAUCCUGGAGCGAGCUGUAUGAACACGGACACGAUUGCUAUGUGGUCCAACGCUCCCACUGGUUUUGAGUAA